CCUGGAUAUACUGAGUUUUGAAGAUUUCUGUGCAGCAUACACUAAAAGUUGGUGGGACAAAAAAGGGGCCACAUCACAUAAGAGUCCCCCAGCCCCGGCCCCGGCCCCUCAUCCUAGCAUGACUAGUGUACACAUUCCAAAUGGCUCCGCCAGUAACAAGCCUGUCCCGCUGGCCCAGGAAGUCAAGAAAAAGAAACGAGAGGGGCCACUAACUGAACAUGAGGCUGCGUGCAGUAUACAGAAAGCUUGGAGAAGACACAUAGACAUCCAAGUCUAUAACUACUACAGGGAUCUGAUCAACUUUAAGUGUAGAGGAGACCCGUCACUAAUGCUGAAAUGUAUCAACCCCAAUGAAGCUAAACUACUGGACCCAGCAUCAGGGGUACACAUCAAGUUUAGACUAGCUGGGGAGAGAUUUCCCCCCAAUAUUUACUAUAAAAUCUUCACCCAUCGCCCAGUGGUGGACCUGUGUGCCUGCAGUCCCAAGGACUACACUAAGGCUGGCGCCAAACAGAAACUGCCCAGAGAUAUACAUAACAAGGUGGACAGAACAGCACCUGAUGAUAGAUUUGAUCAAGAUGGCUGGUAUCAGAGAAUAGAGAACAAUGGCUGGCGUCUGGUGUCAGAUAGACUUAUCACACAUGCACUGAAUGACCCUGUUACCUGGGCAACCACCAAUAAGAAGGUUGAAUUCCACCACAAUAAG
Lingula anatina is the source of this 706-nucleotide messenger RNA. RefSeq lists its product as uncharacterized. Lineage: Eukaryota; Metazoa; Brachiopoda; Lingulata; Lingulida; Lingulidae. The record is from RefSeq and is a predicted model, not a curated record.